CUCGACCUGAAGUUCAUUGAAAAGCAACAUUGUUUCUUUAAGAUUGCACUUGCAGUCAUCGUUGGCUCUGUCCAUUGUUUGGAGGUAGUGAGGGGGGACAGAACGCGAGUUGAGAGAUUGAUAUACGGGGCCGAGGGCGAGAGAGACGCACAUCUUCAGCGGACCAGCUGCGGAGUAGUCAACAAGUCCUGAACGCUUCCUUCAAGACAUGGGUUGCUAUGACUGCUGCAUGCGCUGCUUGGGCGGGGUGCCAUAUUGCUCCCUUGUCGCCACACUGCUCUGCUUCUCUGGCAUUGCCCUGUUCUGCGGUUGCGGUCACCAGGCGCUCACUGAAACGGAGAGACUCAUCGAAACGUAUUUUGCCCGGAACCUUCAUGACUACAUCACUCUAGCCUAUAUCAUUCAGUAUUUCCAGUAUGUCAUCUAUGGUUUGGCCUCCUUUUUCUUCCUCUACUGCAUUGCUCUCCUGGCUGAGGGCUUCUAUACCACAAGCGCUGCCAAGCAAACCUUUGGAGAGUUCAGGAGCACCAUGUGUGGUCGCUGCCUCAGCUCCUCGUUCAUAGUGAUGACGUAUCUUCUUGCUGUGCUGUGGCUGCUGGUGUUUGCCUUCUCCGCCUUGCCAGUCUACUUCUUCUACAACAUGGAUGCAACUUGCAGCACCAUUGCUGUUCUGACUGAGACCCCAGCGAGUAUAAACCAGCUCUGCGUUGAUGCAAGGCAAUAUGGGCUCUUGCCAUGGAAUGCAGUACCAGGAAAAGCUUGUGGUAUGACCCUGUCCAGUAUUUGCAAAACCAGAGAGUAUCAGAUGACCUAUAACCUGUAUGUUGCUGCCUUCGCUGGUGCGGGCAUCACUCUCUUGGCUCUGCUGACCUAUACUGUGUCAAGCACCUAUAACUUUGCGGUUCUGCGCUAUCUUGGGAGAAAGGGCAUAGGUCCAAGGUGUUAGGCACCCUGCUUCCUGUCCACUCUGUCAUCUACAAGGGGACUUAAAGGGGACUUCAACAUCUCUGUCCUUUCACUUCACCUGCACAGAACUACCUACGAUCAUGGACUUUAUAAAACACUUUUCUCCCCUACUUUUUAUAAGACUGUUUUUGUUUCAUCCAUUUUAAUUGCUAUGACUUGCAGUAAAUAUGAUUUUUCUUGUCAGAUCAUUUCAAUGUUCAUUUAUGCAACCAAUUAAAGUCAAAACAUAACACAGUACUAAUGAACUAAAACAUAGGCUAUAGGACAAGCACAUGGCAGCAUACAGCUGCUGAGUAGAACAAGGGAUUAAAGGUUACUAUGGCCACCACGCCUCACAUCUGGUUGCUAUGGGGGCAGACAAACAUGCAUUUGCAGUCUCAUGCUGACCUCAGGACUUUUCUCACGGGUCAGAGAGAAAGCAGCAACAAUGGAGUUGUGCCAGUUUGAAAAAAUAGCCAAUAAGAAGUCUCUUUUGGGGGCCACCUGCACUCCGAGUCUCUGCCAGAGGGGUUGUAUUACGUGUCAAAGGAGACUGCUCUCUGGACAAAGAGAGGGCUAGACCUCUGCAAAGCCUCAAUGCAGCUCCACUGCAACCGCAUACGGAACACAUCCAUACUGUGCUGCAGGCUCACCUCACACAAUGGACAACGGUGGAUUCAGAGUGAAGGAAUUAUAGAUUCAGUAUUUGUUAGAUCUAGUGAGGUCGGUAAAUGUUUCUCACUGUGAGACAACAAAAGCUGUAGGUGCUGAAUUAUAAAGUAACCUCAAUAUCAGAUUUUAAAAAAAGUGUUUCUUGCUUCUUUUAUGUUACUGAGGUACUUUUAUGGCAAAGAAACUGCUUUGCUUAAUUCGUUAGGGAUUAUGUUGUAGUUAUUGUAUAACACAAUUUAACUAAUUGUAGCUGAAUUUACUAAUACAACUACAGUGUGGUCAGAUGUCUACAUACACUCAUCAGCAGCAUGCCAAAACUUAGGUUUUCUAUUAUUUGAACCGUUUUUCUUCCAGGGUGGAAUGACUAUGCAGAAUACAUAUGUGUCUUCCUUUAUUGAAAGACCUGGAACUCCACCCUUUAGAAAAUUUAGGGAUAAUGUUUAAGAGGUAGGCUUUUGGGAAGAAGCCUGAAAUUACCCCCACCACUCCAGUAAAGAAGAGCAGUCAAACAAAAAAUAUGCAAAACCAUGUCGAUGGUACUUGAGUUUAAAUUUCUGAUUGGACUGAACUUAUUUUUUUAUAAAGUGCCUUGAGAAAGAUUGUGAAUUGGCAAAAAAAUUGGUUUCUUGAUAAGCAAAUUUGUCUAAAUAUUAGUGGUGUGCAUAUAUAUAUAUAUAUACACAUACAGUACAGACCAAAGGUUUGGACACACCUUCUCAUUGA
Xiphophorus maculatus (southern platyfish) is the source of this 2340-nucleotide messenger RNA. RefSeq names its product myelin proteolipid protein-like. NCBI's taxonomy places the organism in Eukaryota, Metazoa, Chordata, Actinopteri, Cyprinodontiformes, Poeciliidae. Bases 209 to 946 code for a protein of 245 amino acids. Gene Ontology annotation, molecular function: structural constituent of myelin sheath. The record is from RefSeq and is a predicted model, not a curated record. Gene Ontology annotation, cellular component: myelin sheath; plasma membrane. The transcript is spliced from 7 exons. Gene Ontology annotation, biological process: axon development; central nervous system myelination.